Marasmius oreades (fairy-ring Marasmius) is the source of this 2155-nucleotide messenger RNA. RefSeq lists its product as uncharacterized. Lineage: Eukaryota; Fungi; Basidiomycota; Agaricomycetes; Agaricales; Marasmiaceae. The record is from RefSeq and is a predicted model, not a curated record. Gene Ontology annotation, molecular function: oxidoreductase activity, acting on paired donors, with incorporation or reduction of molecular oxygen; heme binding; iron ion binding. The transcript is spliced from 2 exons. The coding region runs from base 29 to 1777 and encodes 582 amino acids.
AAAAGGCCCCCUUUCUUUAACUGAUGCCAUGUUUUCGUUUUCACUUCUAAUUUUUCUCGUCGUCGUGGUCGUCGUCCUCAACAAGCUGAGAUCAUCCUCCACGCCAUCCAGCAAGUCUGACAUCACCGGCAGCGCCGUUUUACCACCCGGUCCAAAACCUGUACCCAUCCUCGGCAACAUCCUCGAUCUCACUCCUCGAGAACUUUGGCUACGCGCGACAUCAUGGGCCAAAGUCUACGGCGACAUCACCUAUCUUCAUGUCUUUGGCCAACCUCUCGUAUUCCUCAAUACACCUCGCAUUGUCUUCGAGCUCCUCGACAGGCGUGGCUCACUCUAUUCCGAUAAGCCUCAUCUUACCAUGGUCAACGAUCUGUGUGGUUGCAACGACAUGGUCGCUUUUACGGGCUCUGGCGCCCAGAGCAAACGUCAGCGACGUUUGAUGAACAUGGCUUUGGCUGGGACGCGUAUCCCUACUUAUUUCCCACUCAUUACUCGCGAAACACAUUGUUUCAUUCGUCGUCUGUUGGCACCCAAACCCCCUACGAGCUCGCAGGUUGAAUCGCAAAAGUAUUAUAUUCCUCUUCUUCGAAGGUACGCGGGCCAACUGACCUUGAACGUGGUAUACGGCUACAAGGUCCAGAGUGACGAUGAUCCUUUCCUUAACCUCGCUGAGGAGUGCGUAGAUAUAUUGUCGAACGAGAUCGCUUCUGGCGGGGGGAUUUGGCCAGUUGAUUUGAUCCCGCAGUUACAGUACAUGCCAGAGUGGAUGCCAGGUUCGGGUUUCCUCCAGAAGGCGCGAAAAUGGAAGGCGAAAAUGGAAGAGAUGGUAGACAAGCCAUACCACUGGGUCAAGCAACACGUAAAUCUCAACGCCCACACGCCUUCUUUCUGCUCUACUCUCCUCGAGGACUCCGAUUUUAACCCUAACAAUACGUCUGCAUCCUCCGAGAAAACCUUCCUCUCUAAUCAGUUUGAACAUGACCUCAAAUGGACCGCAAAUUCCAUGUACUCGGCUUCCCUCGACACAACCAUUACCACACUACAAUACUUCUUCCUCAUGAUGGCCAAAUAUCCUUCCGCUCACGCUAAAGCUCGUACUGAAAUUGAUUCCAUCAUUCCUCAUGGUACUCGCCUUCCUACGUUCGCAGACCGAUCGAAAUUACCCUAUUGCGAAGCCUUGUUUUCUGAGGUUCUCAGGCAUAAUGCAGGCGUACCUAUGAGUCUGCCCCACAGGUUGAUGGAGGACGACGUCUUCAUCAAUCCGACCACUGGAAAGGAAACUUUCUUGAAGAAGGGGUCGCUAAUUUUUGCCAACAUCUACAACAUAACCCGCGACCCUCAACUUUGGCCCGCACCUGACUUUAUGCCUCAUAUUACCCCGGAGGACUUCUAUCCUGAACGGCAUCUCCUCACUCCCGCCGAACAAACUCUCCUUUCUAAUCCAUCUUCUGACCCUGAAGCCUACCAGGCACUCAAAGUCAGACGAAGGGAACGCGAUCCCAGAACCUAUAUCUUUGGAUUUGGCCGCAGGCAAUGCCCUGGACAGAACCUUGUAUCCAGUUCUGCAUGGCUGGUAAUGGUGACUUUGCUGGCAACUGUGGAUUGGUCCUUUGCGGACGACGGCCGAGGUGAGGCUGGCAGGAAAGAGGAAGAGUCCAAAGUCGCCUUUGAGAACCCAAUAUUCAGGCAACCCACGAGUUUCAGGCUAGAUAUCAGACCAAGGAGCGAAGCUGUGAUGAGACUGAUCGGCCAAGAAGAGAAUGAUGAUCAGGAUUAGGUGUACUGUUUCGCGGUUUCUCUCUGUUUAGAUCGACCCUCCUCCCAAGCGAUAUCAUACGAUCCAUCGGGUGACCCAAAAGCACUGUACCUUGACGAUCUAACUCACCAAUCUGGCGUUCAAGUUCUCCUGUACUAUGAGAGCUUUACAAACUUCCCCCUUUUUUUCUGUGUUAUUACUUAUUUCUUCAUUUAUCGAUCCAACUCGACCUAUUUAUCAAUGAUGGUUGAAUCUGUCGCUCAUUUACACCUUUCUUGUUUUGGUUUGCCGGCCUCUACCAAGUUAUUGUUGCACUGUUUUCAUAUUUUCUAACUCGCAUGUUUCCAUACCGUCUCAUUGCACGCAAGCUUAUAAACAAGUUCAGCAGUUGCACAUCCA